This is a messenger RNA of Mucor velutinosus, 1209 nucleotides long. RefSeq lists its product as uncharacterized. Gene Ontology annotation, molecular function: phosphatidylinositol binding. The coding region runs from base 1 to 1209 and encodes 402 amino acids. Gene Ontology annotation, cellular component: intracellular membrane-bounded organelle. The transcript has a single exon. The record is from RefSeq and is a predicted model, not a curated record. NCBI's taxonomy places the organism in Eukaryota, Fungi, Mucoromycota, Mucoromycetes, Mucorales, Mucoraceae.
AUGACAGAAGUUAUUCAAGCAAUUUUUGUUCGAGAAACCGAAAUACGAAGCGUACCUAAACCACAUGUGGUAUAUAAAGUAGAAGUGCAUGCAGCAGUUCGCAACUGGGUUGUUUGGAAACGAUACUCUGAAUUUUUUAAACUUGACACACAGUUCCAUAGCAUCUUCCCCAAACAGCCUACACCAACCAAGUUACCGCCUAAACGCUAUUUUCCAUCUACUUUCUCAGAUCCAGAAAAGAUCGAAGAACGUCGCCGAGGAUUGGAAGAUUAUCUUCGAGGUAUACUUAGUAGUCGUGAUGAUCGUUGGCGAUUGACGGAUAUUUGGAAGGAGUUUUUGGCUAUCCCCACUGGAAGAGCACUAGAUGCAAGCACUGCAUACACUUCGGAAAGUUGGCUUGAUGAAUAUACCACCAUGGCUGAUACAGCCCGAGAGAUUCGUUCUCUGAUCAACAAAAAGUCAACACACAUGGCAAGAAAUGAAAUUUCCGCUUCGCAUAAUUGUACAGUACAAGCAAAGAAACUGCUGAUGAAUCUAUCAAGUCGUCUUUCAAAUCUGGAUGCUGGAUUAGUAGGAUUAGCAAAUGGCUCCAUGGAUGGCGGCAUGUCAGAUGGGGAAUUGCGCAGAAGACAAGACAUGUUAACAACACUCAAAGAUGAAAAAGAUACCUUGAUGAAAUUGGCCAGCACUGGAAGACAGCAGGAUCAAGAUCUGCUUUACAAAUCAAACAAUACCCAGAGCAAUAAACAGCAACAUCAGCAGAAGAAUGUAGGUGAUCGCAAAUCACUCUUGGGCGACAAUACAAGCGGAUUUUAUGGUGCUACAGACGAUGAUAAUGCCUAUGGAUUCCCUGCCCAGCAUCCACCUCAGCAACAAAAAGAGGUCAUGAAAGAAAAACCCAAGGGAUUUGGAGGCAGAGCUUUUGGUGCUGCUGCUGCACAAAGACAAAAGCAAAUGGCAAAAGAAACUGAGGCGACUCGAGGCCUGGAUAAUGAAGGGUUGUUGGCCUAUCAAAAUCAGAUCAUGGGAGAUCAAGAUCAACAAGUACAGCAAUUUGGUGCCAUCCUUGCAAGACAAAAGCAGUUGGGCAUAUCCAUUGGACAUGAGUUGGAGACACAAAAUCAAAUACUGGAUGAGCUGGAUGGUGAUGUAGAUAGAACCCAAACCAAACUAAAGUUUGCCAACAAGAAGCUUCAGAAAAUCAAAUAA